Messenger RNA from Fundulus heteroclitus (mummichog), 837 nucleotides. Its product is annotated as yrdC domain-containing protein, mitochondrial-like. The transcript is spliced from 7 exons. Gene Ontology annotation, cellular component: cytoplasm. The record is from RefSeq and is a predicted model, not a curated record. Lineage: Eukaryota; Metazoa; Chordata; Actinopteri; Cyprinodontiformes; Fundulidae. Bases 76 to 822 code for a protein of 248 amino acids. Gene Ontology annotation, biological process: regulation of translational fidelity. Gene Ontology annotation, molecular function: double-stranded RNA binding; tRNA binding; nucleotidyltransferase activity.
AGCAAAGCAUUUUGUGCAUACAAUACAACACCAUGCUCCUGGUGGCCCACCUGCGAUCCGGCUGAGCUUGGAUUUAUGAGUUUGUUUGGAUUCGUCGCUGCUGGAUUGAUCCCGUUCAGAGGACCUCACAGUUCAGCGGUGGCUCGUCGACUCGGAACCGCGAUGUGCCAAGAACCGAAGGCCAGACUGUUCCGUUUGUCGCCGCCAGCCUCCAACGGGUCGACGGUCCGUCAGGAGACCCAAACAGACGACUCGGAAAUCCUGCGAUGCACGGCGAAGGCGCUGAAAGACAGUCACGUCGUCGCGGUGCCCACAGACACCAUCUACGGCCUGGCGUGCUUGGCCCAAAACUCGGAGGCUGUCAGGAAAAUCUACGAGGUCAAAGAACGGAACGGACAGAAGCCGCUGGCCAUCUGUGUGGGAGAAAUUAGAGAUAUCUAUCAGUACUGUAAGGUAAAGGUGAAGGAGGAGCUGCUGCACGAUCUCCUGCCUGGUCCCGUCACUCUGGUUUUCGAAAGGUCUGAGGAGCUGAAUCCAAGUCUCAACCCUUUCACCUCACUUGUAGGCGUCCGUAUCCCAGAUCACGCCUUUUUGAGGCGGCUUUGCCAGAUGUGUGGGGAGCCACUGGCACUGACCAGCGCCAACAUCAGCUCGCAGACCAGCACAGUGGAAGUUCAGGAGUUUCAGGAGCUGUGGUCAAAGCUCGCCGUGGUGGUGGAUGGAGGACCAAUAGGAGACCACACCCGGGAGGGGUCGACGGUGAUCGACCUGUCGGUUCUUGGCAAAUACCGGAUCAUCAGACCGGGCUGCCCCCAGAUCUAACUCAUAGAACAUCUG